This is a messenger RNA of Lolium rigidum, 895 nucleotides long. RefSeq names its product xyloglucan endotransglycosylase/hydrolase protein 8-like. Gene Ontology annotation, biological process: cell wall biogenesis; xyloglucan metabolic process. Gene Ontology annotation, molecular function: hydrolase activity, hydrolyzing O-glycosyl compounds; xyloglucan:xyloglucosyl transferase activity. The record is from RefSeq and is a predicted model, not a curated record. The transcript is spliced from 3 exons. The coding region runs from base 53 to 895 and encodes 280 amino acids. NCBI's taxonomy places the organism in Eukaryota, Viridiplantae, Streptophyta, Magnoliopsida, Poales, Poaceae. Gene Ontology annotation, cellular component: apoplast; cell wall.
UACCACUGUACCUGCAUCAUAUCAUACAGGAAGAGCAGAGCAGCAGCGAAACAUGGCAGCACGCCUGUCCCUCCUCGUCGUUCUGGCCCUCCUCGCCGUCCUCACGGCGAAGGCCGACUUCGACGAGCAGUUUGAGGUGAUUGGCGACCGUGACCACAUCGGGUACAAGGACGACGGCAACGGCGGGCAGGAGUUCUCUCUGGAGCUCGACCAGGAAUCCGGCUCCGGCUUCAAAUCCAAGAACAAGUACCUCUUCGGCGAGUUCAGCGUUCGGAUGAAGCUCGUCGACGGCAACUCCGCCGGCACCGUCACCUCCUUCUACCUGACGUCCGGGGAGAGCAGUACCCACGACGAGAUUGACAUCGAGUUCAUGGGGAACUCGAGCGGGCAGCCCUACGUGAUGAACACCAACGUCUGGGCCAGCGGCGACGGCAAGAAGGAGCACCAGUUCUACCUCUGGUUCGACCCCUCCGCCGAUUUCCACACCUACAAGAUCACCUGGAACCCCAAGAACAUCAUAUUCGAGGUGGACAACGUGGCGGUGAGGACGUUCAAGAACUACGAUGACCUGCCGUUCCCGACGAGCAGGCCGAUGGAGGUGCACGCGACGCUGUGGGACGGCAGCUACUGGGCAACGCAGCACGGCAACGUCAAGAUCCACUGGAGGCACGAGCCCUUCGUGGUCUCCUACCGCGCCUACCACGCCAACGGCUGCGUCCACAGCAAGAACUCGUCGCGCUGCCCCGACGGCUCCGACGCCUGGAUGCACCGGGAGCUCGGCGACGAGGAGCUCGACACCGUCGCCUGGGCGGAGCGCAACUGCCUCUCCUACAACUACUGCGCCGACGGCUGGCGCUUCCCCAAGGGAUUCCCCGGGGAGUGUGGCCGCAAGUGA